This is a messenger RNA of Oppiella nova, 1008 nucleotides long. The record is from the annotation of a GenBank genome assembly. NCBI's taxonomy places the organism in Eukaryota, Metazoa, Arthropoda, Arachnida, Sarcoptiformes, Oppiidae.
AUGGCAAAAGUGGGAAUCAAUGGCUUUGGUCGCAUCGGGCGUCUGGUGCUGAGGGCAUGUCUGGAGAAAGGCGUGAAUGUGUUGGCUGUGAACGACCCGUUCAUUGACGUGCAAUACAUGGUCUAUAUGUUCCGAUACGACUCAACCCACGGCCGCUUCAAGGGUGAGGUGAAGGAAGAGGGAGGCCUUCUGGUGGUGGACGGCAAGCGCAUCCACGUCUUCCAGGAGAGGAAUCCGGCGGACAUUCCCUGGGGUAAGGUUGGCGUCGAGUAUGUGGUGGAGUCGACCGGUGUGUUCACGACCCUCGAUAAGGCCAAUAGUCACUUGAAUGGCGGCGCCAAGAAAGUGGUCAUCUCUGCGCCAUCAGCGGACGCACCCAUGUUUGUGAUGGGAGUGAACCAUCAGGACUACAACCCGUCGCUGCAGAUCGUGUCGAACGCCUCGUGUACGACCAACUGUUUGGCGCCGUUGGCUAAGGUCAUCAAUGAUAACUUCGGCAUUGAGGAGGGCUUGAUGUCCACCAUUCACGCCGUCACCGCCACCCAGAAGACCGUCGACGGCCCCAGCGGUAAGCUAUGGCGCGACGGCAGAGGCGCCGCUCAGAAUAUUAUCCCCGCGGCUACCGGUGCUGCUAAGGCUGUCGGCAAAGUUAUCCCCGAACUCAAUGGCAAACUCACCGGAAUGGCGUUCAGAGUUCCUGUUCCUGACGUGUCUGUUGUCGACCUGACCUGUCGUCUCAAGAAAGAAGCCACUCAAGAAGACAUCAAAGCCGUGGUAAAGGCGGCCGCAGAGAGUGACAACUGGAAGGGUAUUCUCGGGUACACUGAUGAAGAGGUGGUCUCCAGUGACUUCAUUGGCGACACCCGGAGCUCUAUCUUCGACGCCAAGGCCGGCAUAUCUCUAAGCAAGACGUUUGUGAAGUUGGUCUCGUGGUAUGACAACGAAUAUGGUUACAGCCAUCGGGUGGUCGACCUCCUGAAAUAUAUGCACUCCAGAGACACGGCCUAA